Guillardia theta CCMP2712 is the source of this 2034-nucleotide messenger RNA. RefSeq lists its product as hypothetical. The record is from RefSeq and is a predicted model, not a curated record. Bases 1 to 2034 code for a protein of 677 amino acids. The transcript is spliced from 27 exons. Lineage: Eukaryota; Cryptophyceae; Pyrenomonadales; Geminigeraceae. Gene Ontology annotation, molecular function: protein binding; endopeptidase activity.
AUGCACAUGCUCAGAUCAAUCUUCCUCCUGACUUCGAUGCAGCAACAAGGCCCUCCUCUUCUGACCACUGCGCACGUUCCGAUGUCUUCGAGCAUCCCUGCUGCAUCGCAAGGAUUUGUCCAGGCAAGUCCAUCUCAGCUUACAGGAGAGAACGGAUCAUAUCGGUCUCCAGCUACGAGGAUGAUGGCUUCUCCGUCACCCAUGUCCCCCAACAUGUCUCCCUCCCCAACAAAGGCGAUGCAGGUUUCUGAAUCUGAUCCAAGUCAAGCUGGAGUUGGUAUCUACUUCCAGCAAACGCCGGAGGGUUCGAACUGCCACUUGGACAAGAUCUUUGUCAAGUCGAUCAUCCCGGGAAGCUCAGCGGACCGAGAAGGGACAGUAAAGAUCGGAGACUUCCUCGUGAGCGUGAAUGAGCAGCGGGUUCCAGGCUCGGCGAUUCACCUCCUGCGCUCGCUCAUCAUAGGAGAGGUUGGUACGUUUGUCAAGUUGGGGUUCCGGCGAGAGGACGGUGAGGGUCAGGUCGCCUUCUACGAGAUCUCCCUGAUGAGGGCCAACCAGGAGUUCUUCAACCAGCUGCAGGCGAAAGCACAAAUCCAGAAAGAUGCAGAGCAGCUAAGAUCCUCGCUUGUGCAAGCGGAGCAAGAGCUGUCCGGGCUACGCCAGAAGCUUCAGGCCACUGAGAGUCUGCGGAUGAGGUCGUUGGUGGCGAGUGCAGAAGAGCAACUCAGAAUCCUCACGAACUCUCUGUCAGAGGAGGAGGAGGAGAGGAAGCAGUUGGAGAUCAAGUUGAGGAGGGAACAAGUGCAGCAGCAGCAGGACGAAGAAGAAGCCAAGAGAUUGGAGAUGCUCCUGAGCCAGGCGCAAGACAAGCUGAGGUCGGCAGAAGAGUCGCUCCAGGUGAGGACGACAGCAUAUACCCCCAUGUACCUCGAUGGUGUAGAAGUCGCUUCUUCAGCUCAUGGCGACCUUGACAUGGAGGAGGAGAGGUCGAAUUGGCUGAUGUUGAUCCCAGAGGACACAAGGUCUUCUCAACCCUCUCCUUCUCAGAGACUUGAGGAUCACCAGAAGUCGAAGGAGGAGGAGGAGCUCAGCAUCAGAAGCCUCGAGAUGCGGAGACAGCAGCUGGAGGAAGAGCUGAAGCAGGAGGAGGCUGAAAACGAGCAGCUGAUGCAAUCUGUCGCUGAGGCGGAGCAGUCAUACCAAGACAGCGAGCAAGUCCUGCAUGAGCUGCGAGACAAGAACACUGAGCUCCAGAGGCAGCUGAGCGAGUUGGAGGGGGAAAGCGAGGGCCGGCAACAACAUCUCGAGACUCUCAAGGAGGUGCCGCAGGCCCAGCUGGGCGGCAGCACAGCUGAUGCUGGAUGGCAGAGGAUCAGAGCAGAGCAGAAGGCCUGGGAGGAGAAGCUCCACAAGGAGCAGAAGGCCCACGAGGCCGACGAGUUGCAGUACAAGGCUAGGGAGCAGGAGCUGCUGCUACAGAUGGAGCGGAUCGGAAAGGAGGCUGACGUGCUGAAGCAAGAGGCCGUCCAGAGGGAGAGGUCGAGCAGUGGCUCCGAUGUUUCUGAUAUUAAGUUGAAAUGGGGCAGGCAACUUGAAGACACACUCGCGCAUCUGGAGUCUGAGAAUGCCAGAGUGCAACCUGCCAGCCUGCCUGUCUGCCUGUUCGUGCUGACAAUCUUGAAACUCCAGAAACUUCUUGAGACAGAAGACGAGCUGGCUCAGGCGCUGAAAGAGAGGAUGCAAGUGAUAGGAGAUCAGCUCUCGAAAGUAGAAGCCGAGCUUUCCCUGGCGCGGGGGGCAAGAGAAGAUGUCACAGCCUUGCCCACGUCUAGCAAACUCAGUCCUCCAUGCAGAGAGAAGAAGCGAGAGAGCGAGAGAGUGGAGCAGCUCAAGGUAGCUCGGAGAGAGCUGGAAGCACAACGGAAGGCUAAGGAGAAUCAGCUGAGAGAGGAGGAGGAGCUCUACAAGUACCGAGUUCUUCCUAUCGCCCUCCAUGCACUCAUGCUUUGUCAGACUUACCGAGCAGAAGCUUGA